Molecule: messenger RNA, 5920 nt
Organism: Monodelphis domestica (gray short-tailed opossum)
Lineage: Eukaryota; Metazoa; Chordata; Mammalia; Didelphimorphia; Didelphidae
Gene: CHERP
Product: calcium homeostasis endoplasmic reticulum protein
Biological process (GO): intracellular calcium ion homeostasis; RNA processing
Cellular component (GO): perinuclear region of cytoplasm
Molecular function (GO): RNA binding
Source: RefSeq, a predicted model, not a curated record
UUUUUCAAGUACAAUAAAGUACUAGAGUACUGGCCUAUAAUCUAAAGGAGGUUGGAUUAAGUCCUUGCUCUGCUAUUAACAGUGUAUGAUCUUAAUAGUUCAUGCUCAUAUAAAUUUGCAACUACAAAAUACUUCAAAUUUAACAUCUAAUAAGGGUCUAUACUUCCAGGCACUUAAAACAGGCAAAAAGUGAAAGUCUAAGGAGUUUACUAGGAGUGUAUAUGGCAUGAACACAGAAAGGAAAAUAGUAAUGUGGUUUGAAUUAGGAGAGAGCACUUAAGUUCUGUAAAGGCUGAAUAUAAAGAGGUGGGUUCUGUGGAGCAUUAAAACAUUUCUAAAACAGGAGAGGAAGGUUGGGGGUGGGAGAGGCUGUAAGGUUCUGUCAGGAGAUGGAAUUUUUAAGUUAAGGAACAACUAAGUAGUCGGUUUGAUUAGAAUAAUGUAUGCAUGAAGGUGACUAGUAUGAAAUCUAUAAAAGCAGUUGUGAGUUGAAUUGUUGGGGUGGAGUUUAAAUGCCAGUCUGAUUAUUUUACCCAAAAGGCCAUAGGCAACUAUUAAUUGAGCAGGUGAUUCACAUUAUUGGAUCUGUGUUUUGGUAAUACUAUUUGGUAAUGUAUAGAUUGGAUUAGAGAAAAAACUAGAACCAAAGAAAAUGUUAAAAUAAUUGGGAUAAGACGUGAGGGGGGUGGGGCCUACAAUUAUCUUUAAGUUGGGAGAAAGGAACUGUGUGUAAUUCUAGCCAACAGUACUUGGUAACUUAUUGUGUAUGGCAGUAAGAUAACAGGGACUUUGGUGAUGGCCUCUACUUCCCUUUGAAAUUUGAAGGAAUGGGGUGGGUAUAGGGGAGGAAUUCGAUAACAAAUAUAUAAUAAAGGUUGAGUUUUGUUUUGGAUUCAUGAGUUUGAGGAACCCAUUGGCCAUCCAAGUACAGAUUCUGUGUCAGUGCUUUUGAUGUGAUGCAGGAUGUGUGUGUGUGUGUAUAUAUAUAUAUAUAUAUAUAAGAAAUCAGUAUGUUUUAUGUUGUGGUUUUUUUGGUAACAUUUUAUGAUACUGUUGUGAAUUAGGGAUUGUAAGGAUGAUUAUACCAUUUCACAUCAAGACACAAAAUUGGAUAAAGUGGUCAUAAUGAAUUAGGAAUUGGGGGAAGCAAGGUUCCCUAAUCCCCAUAUAAUACGGCAUCAGGAAUGCUUUUCCACAAUGUGCAGCAGGUCAAUGGAUUUGAUACCUAAAGGCCUCAUCACAUGAUUCCAACGCAAAAAGCUCCAAUGUCUUCCCCAACUGUCGCCGGCAAGGGCACGACCUGUCUUUUGGGCACCUGGAAGUCAAAACCCACCACCAAGCUGGUCCAUUUCCCUCUCCAAGUCCUGCGACCUCCCCUCGCUUAGACUGGCCGCAAUCUUCCAGUUCCAAGUGUCUCCAUACAGGUCGCCUUCCAGUUCUCAGGAGUCAUUCCCCACCCCAAAGACCCCGGGGAGCGUCAGCCACGCGGCAGACUGCUUUGACCUCGCCUUAGUCCAAACUGUAAUGCCCCACGCCAGAAAUGCCCUCCUCUAAUCCCGGGCUUGCGCCCCAUCCCCCCACUUCUUUGUUUAGUGUUUGUGCAUGUAGAUUUCCGCCAAUAGACCUUCACGCAGUUUCGGGCCGUCGCACACAGGAGCCUCAUAAAUGUCCAGUCAACAGAGGCGGCGGCCCCAACGAGGGAGGAAGGCCGAGUUCUGCUGCCGCGAUGACCAAGAGGAGAAGCCAAUUACCUAAAGUAGCGAAGCACGAUAGAGACGGAUGGUGUUCAGGGCCUAGAGAAGAGGCAUUCCGAAUGCAAAAGGCCAAAGCUAUUUCCCGCCAUCUGCCCGUGCCCCGGAGACCGGAGGCCUCGCCCCUCGCGGAAGAGCUCACUUCCGGUUCUCCAUGGAGAGAGCCGUAAAUCGCUACCGGAAGGUGCUUGAUGAGUCGCAAAAGUGAAGUGCGACACUUCCGGCCGGCUUCUGUCUCUGGCGCGGGGAGGAAUCGUGAGCUUCCCGAGGACGUUCUUUGGCUCCGGAGCCAUGGAGCUGCCGCUGCCGCCUGACGACCAGGAGCUGCGGAAUGUCAUCGACAAGCUGGCCCAGUUCGUGGCCCGCAAUGGGCCAGAAUUCGAGAAGAUGACGAUGGAGAAGCAGAAAGACAACCCUAAAUUCUCCUUUCUCUUUGGGGGCGAGUUCUAUAACUACUACAAGUGCAAGUUGGCCCUGGAGCAGCAGCAGCUGAUAUGUAAGCAGCAAACCCCAGAGCUAGAACCUGCUGCCCAGAUACAGCCCUUGCCACAGCCUUUGCCGCAGCCCUCCCUACCACCAGCUUCAACCAUCAAUCCCUCUCAGGGAGCCCCUUCUAUGGAAGAACUUAUUCAGCAGAGCCAGUGGAACUUACAGCAGCAGGAGCAGCAUCUUCUAGCCAUGAGACAGGAGCAAGUUACAUCUGCAAUAGCUCAUGCAGUGGAACAGCAGAUGCAGAAACUCUUGGAGGAAACCCAACUGGACAUGACUGAGUUUGAUAACCUGCUGCAACCAAUAAUUGAUACGUGCACCAAAGAUGCAAUCUCUGCAGGAAAGAACUGGAUGUUCAGUAAUGCCAAGACUCCCCCACACUGUGAGCUGAUGGCUGGCCACCUUCGGAAUCGAAUCACUGCUGAGGGAGCACAUUUUGAGCUGCGAUUGCAUUUGAUUUAUCUUAUCAAUGACGUUCUACAUCACUGCCAGCGGAAGCAAGCAAGGGAUUUACUCGCUGCCUUGCAGAAAGUGGUGGUUCCCAUUUACUGUACCAGCUUUUUAGCUGUGGAAGAGGAUAAACAGCAGAAAAUAGCUCGGCUUCUCCAGUUGUGGGAAAAGAAUGGUUAUUUUGAUGAGUCAAUUAUCCAGCAGUUGCAGAGCCCAGCUCUUGGGCUUGGGCAGUACCAGGCAACACUGAUCAUUGAAUAUGCAGCUGUGGUACAGCCAGUUCAGAUGGCUUUCCAACAACAGAUACAGACAUUGAAGACACAGCAUGAGGAGUUUGUCAACAGCUUAGCACAGCAGCAGCAGCAGCAGCAGCAGCAACAGCAACAGCAGCAGCAACAACAACAACAACAGCAGCCACCACCACCACCACAACAGAUACAGAUCCCACCUAUGGAGAGUGAAGUGAAAUCGACGCCUCCUCCACCUGCCCCACCUCCAGCACCUACACCUGCACCCUCUGCCCCUCCAACCACACAGCCAGAUGACAACAAACCUCCCAUCCCAAUGCCAGGUUCUUCUGAAUAUGAUACGUCAGGAGGAGGGGUACAAGACCCUGCUGCUGCCCCUGGUCCUCGGGGACCUGGGCCCCAUGAACCAAUCCCUCCGAAUAAACCACCUUGGUUUGACCAGCCUCAUCCUGUGGCUCCUUGGGGCCAACAACAGCCUCCUGACCAGCCUCCUUACCCUCAUCACCAGGGACCCCCUCACUGUCCUCCGUGGAACAACAACCAUGAAGGAAUGUGGAAUGAACAGAGGGAUCCAGGGUGGAACAAUCAGCGAGACCCUCCUUGGAAUAACCAACCAGAUCCCAACUGGAAUAAUCAGUUUGAUGCCCCUUGGAAUAAUCAGCAUGAGCAGCCUCCCUGGGGUGGUGGUCAGAGAGAACCACCCUUUCGAAUGCAGCGACCACCUCACUUCCGGGGACCAUUUCCUCCCCAUCAGCAACAUCCACAAUUCAACCAGCCUCCUCACCCCCACAACUUCAAUCGCUUCCCACCACGAUUCAUGCAGGAAGAUUUUCCCCCUCGGCAUCCUUUUGAGAGACCCCCAUACCCUCAUCGUUUUGACUACCCUCAAGGAGACUUUCCAGCUGAGAUGGGACCUCCUCAUCACCAUCCUGGCCACAGGUUGCCUCAUCCUGGGAUCAAUGAACAUCCCCCGUGGGGUGGACCACAGCACCCAGACUUUGGGCCUCCCCCUCAUGGCUUCAAUGGCCAGCCUCCUCACAUGCGAAGGCAAGGGCCUCCUCACAUGAAUCAUGAUGACCCCAGCUUGGUCCCCAAUGUCCCAUACUUUGAUCUACCUGCUGGACUGAUGGCUCCUCUCGUGAAGCUAGAAGAUCAUGAGUAUAAGCCUUUGGAUCCAAAAGACAUACGUCUUCCACCCCCCAUGCCUCCCAGCGAGAGGCUCUUGGCCGCAGUGGAGGCAUUUUAUAGCCCUCCAUCCCAUGAUAGACCUAGAAACAGUGAAGGCUGGGAACAGAAUGGACUAUAUGAGUUCUUCAGAGCAAAAAUGAGAGCCAGGAGGAGAAAAGGGCAGGAAAAGAGAAACAGUGGACCAUCCCGAUCCCGGAGCAGGUCUAAAAGCAGAGGUCGUUCUUCUUCACGUUCCAAUUCAAGAUCUUCCAAAUCAUCUGGCUCAUACUCACGGUCACGGUCUCGCUCGUGUUCUCGAUCCUAUUCACGAUCUCGAUCCAGGAGCAGAAGCCGGUCACGUUCUUCACGCAGCAGAUCACGGUCAAGGUCCAGGUCCAGGUCGAAGUCUUACUCCCCAGGAAGGAGGCGCCGGUCCCGAUCUCGGAGUCCUACUCCUCCUUCCUCAGCUGGCUUGGGCUCUAAUUCAGCACCACCCAUACCUGAUUCAAGACUUGGAGAAGAAAAUAAAGGACACCAGAUGUUAGUGAAAAUGGGAUGGAGUGGAUCAGGUGGACUGGGAGUGAAGGAGCAAGGAAUUCAGGACCCGAUUAAAGGGGGGGAUAUCAGAGAUAAAUGGGAUCAGUACAAGGGAGUGGGAGUUGCUUUGGAUGAUCCAUAUGAAAACUACCGCAGAAACAAAAGUUACUCGUUCAUUGCACGUAUGAAAGCCAGGGAUGAAUUGAAGCGUGAAACCCAGGAUCCUCCACCCCCUGAAUAGGAAUCCUUGAAAUCUGAAGAAAUGGAUGUCUUGCACCUUUAAAUCAAAUUUCAGCAUCUUACAUAAACCAAGACUAGUGUCUUGAGAAAAGGACAUUAAGUGAUUAUAGCCAACAAGGAAGUAGAUCAAAAGCCAUGAUGUGCUUUAACCUAUCUUAAAAUUAUUGGUUGGUAGUAAUAAAAACUAAGGCUAGACAUUACUACACAAUAUUUAAAGUCAAAACAAAUAACCCUUUUGUUUUGAAGAUGGCCUGCAUUUUUUUAGUUCCGUAUGGUUCAGUUUUAGUCCAAUGUAUAUUUAUCUAAGACUAUCCAUAGUAGAGAUCAUUUGAAGCCUAAUUCCUCUAGGAUAUGCUGACAUUUAGGAUUCGGGUUAUACUUUUCUUAAGUGUUAGCCUUUUGAAAUGGAUAGAUGCUAUCAGGAAGAAGCAAACUGAUAUGAGGACACAGGGCAAAAGCGUCUUCCAGUUCUGGGAUUGCUGACCUUUGAAAAAGCUAUAUAUACUUAAUGUUUUUAUUUAUAGGAGGACCUGAACACCAGCACCUGUGUGCUCCCAGCCCUCAGACUCUGUCUUGGGCAUCUAAGCCAAUUAAAGAUUCUGCAGCUCUGUGAUUUCACCAUUUUUAUAUUAAAACCACAAUAGCAAAGGGAGGUGGAAGAGAAAUGAAAAAUAUACCUUAUCAUUGAGGCAUUACUGGAAACCUCAAGUGAAGCCAUUUUCUUUUUCUGGACAGUACCUAGAUACACUAACAAGGUGUGUGACAAUGUGCAGAGAGCUAAGUGUUGGUGGGCAGGUUGGUGCAAUGCCAUCUGUUUGUAUAGUAACAACUUUGGAACCUUUGUUUUAAAAGAUGCAGAAAUCUCUCCCAGACUCUUAAGACCCAACAUGAUGAAAUAUUUGAUUCUGUUCUAGAUUUCCCUUAGCUGUGAAACUAUUCAACUGUGUCUGAUUCCGAAUAAAAUGUCAACGUGUGAUGUUACAAAUUUCUUGUGGAUUUUACUGUUUUGCCUUCAAAUAAAGACUUUUUAUAAAGAAA